AUGGAGCAUGCUAAGUUUAAUGUUAGGGGAACACAUGAGCACGGAUAUGCAGUGCUUAAUGCGUACUGUUAUAUGCUUGAAGUUGCAAAUCCAGGAAGCAAGACGACAUUGUCGCUCGAUGAAAAUGGGAGGUUCAAGUACUUCUUUGUAUCAUAUGUCACUUGGAUAACUGGUUUUCAAGAAAUGAGAAAAGUAGUAGCCGUUGAUGGGACAUUCCUGAGGAGCAAGUAUGAAGGAGUUUUGGUAUCGACGGUGAAUCAAGAUGCUGAGAAACAUAUAUUUCCAGUGGCUUUCUGUGUUGUGGACAAGGAAUGCGAUGUCUCAUAUGAAUAUUUUUUUCAAAAUAUGAGAAGCUUUGUAGAUGAUACUGAUGAGUUAUGCAUUAUUUCUGAUAGACAUCCAAGUAUUAGAAAGAUGGUUUCGACUAUCUACCCUGCAUCUCAUUAUGGUUGUUGCAUGAAACACCUUGGGGAAAAUAUUCGAAAUAACUUUCACAAUUCAAAGGUAGUAACCCAUUUUUAUAAAGCAGCAAAGGCGUACGAUAGAUGUGAGUUCAAUGACCAUUAUCAAAUAAGAAAUUUGGUACCAAAGGCGGCUGAAACUCUUGAACGUAUUGGAUUUCACACAUGGAGCAGAGCAUUUUGCCCGGGAAAUAGAUAUAACAUUAUGACAUCAAAUAUCGCGAAGUCAGUGAAUUCUAUGUUUGAUGUUGAAAGAGAAUUUCCCAUUGUCGCUCUAUUUGAUGAAAUAAACAGGAGAUUUGCACUUUUAUUUCACCAGAGGCAUAUGGAGCUUGUGAACUCUGCAAAUAGAUUUGUUCCUUCAAUUGAAAAAGACAUAUCAAAGUAUGUCAACGCGGGCAACAAGUUGUUGGCUCAUCAAAUCGCUAACUACAAAUGCAGUGUCACUGGUCAUGAUGAUGUUGCUAUGGUGGAUGUACAAAGAACUUGUACUUGUAGAAUUUUUGACUUGCACAAAAUACCUUGUCCACAUGUCAUGGCAGUGCUUCGAGCCCAAUAUGGUGCCAAUUUUGAAAAUCCGAUUUAUGAGUACUCCUCUCCAUAUUAUUCAGUGAAAAAAUACAUAAUGGCAUAUUGUGAGAAAAUUCACCCGGUGCCACCUAAAGAUUCUUGGAUUGUCCCUUUGGAUGUCAUAAAGAGAGAAAUACCUCCUCCAUAUGUUGAUCAAAGCAAACCUGGAAGAAGGAGAUAUAAGAGACGGCGUGGAUAUGAUUUUUUCAAACGUAGCGAUUCAAAUGGAUUGGGAAUUCUUAGUCAAGCAGCAGACGGUGACCACAUUGGUGCAUCCUAUGUGCUUGCCAUAAUUUCAAUCUUCAAUGGCGGUGAAUCCAUGAGAGAAGGCAUAAUGUGCAUGGGUGAUGUUUGUUGUUUGUUUUUGUCGGACCUUUGUCUAAUGGAGGGUGGUCUUGUGACAGAGUGCAUGGGUAGCUCUGAUCCACCACCCUUCAAGAAAGAAUGGUGA
Molecule: messenger RNA, 1482 nt
Organism: Solanum stenotomum
Lineage: Eukaryota; Viridiplantae; Streptophyta; Magnoliopsida; Solanales; Solanaceae
Exons: 5
Coding region: 1-1482 (493 amino acids)
Molecular function (GO): zinc ion binding
Source: RefSeq, a predicted model, not a curated record